UCCUCCAAGACCAACUGACCAAUCGAGUGGCUGUAUUUGUUCCACACUUCCGCUAAUGUAGCCAGCUUACUAGCUAGCAAGGUUAAAAGCUAAAAUACACAGGCUCGUCCGGACAUUCUUGUGAAUAUUUUACAGAGUUUGAUGAGAGAGACACACCACUGUGCCUAUAGGAGAGACGGCAUUUGUCCCUGGUUGUUGAAUAACUCUCGGUGGUUUGCUAGCCGAAAGGCUAACGUUGAAAAGACACCGCGGGAGGAGACAGUGGUUGCUAGGUUAACGUUAGUUAGAUUUUUCACAAAUUCGACGACAGUGAAUUCACCUAAAGCUGUUUAGCAAUGUCGAGAGUAAACCAGACAUGAAGCUGUCAGUCUUACUUCAAAGGACAAGAUGAUGCGAGGAUCCAGAAGAGGCUGUGUGCGACUCAGGCUUGUCAGUGUUGAGUAACAUCCACUAGAUGGCAGCGGUCACCCUACUACAGUGCCUAUACCACAUGUUGUUAGCUGGAGAGGCAGGAAGGAUUCCUAUUGCAGAGGGGUUUUGGGAAAAAAAAAGAAUACAGGGUAUUGUAUUUUUCUUGAGAGGAGCUUACUGAGCGCCGGAUUUAAAAGAGGAGAUUCAGCUGAGUGAAAUCUCAUCAUGGUGCCUCUUUUGGACCUUUACUUGACAUUUUUGCCUGUCCUCAAGUUUUUGUAAAAGGCAAAGUAUACCCAGGCUUUUAAUCCUCAUCCAUAUUCCCAACUUUAUACACCUUUAACUCGAGGACCCAUGACAGCCCUCACACACCAGAACCUGUGCCUGCUCAGUCAGCCACAUAGCAUCUCUCAUGGGGAGUCAAGGGCAUUGAUGAGCACCCUGAAAAACCCUAGAUGUGAAGAGAGGAAGUGUCUCCUGAAACUACAUGAAAAGAGGAUCCAGUGUUGUUUACAGACACACAGUGAAAGGUCAGAGGUUUCAGUUGAAGCCAGGUGAAGAGGGAGCUGUGAUCGGCAUCGAUGACGAGGACGACAGCACGUUCACCAUCACUGUGGACCAGAAGACUUUCCAUUUCCAAGCCCGAGAUGCAGACGAGCGGGAGAAGUGGAUUCACGCCCUAGAGGGAACUAUCCUCCGUCACACCCUCCAACUCCGGGAGGCCGAGACAGGAUUCGUUCCGAGUGUUCAAGACUUUGAUAAGAAACUUGCUGAAGCUGACGCCUACCUACAGAUUCUGAUUGACCAGUUAAAGCUGUUUGAUGAGAAGAUCAAGGACUGCAAAGAGGAUGAAUCACGCAGAAAAGUUGAAAAUUUGAAAGAGACUACUUGUAGCAUGGUAGAGUCCAUCAAGCACUGUAUUGUACUGCUGCAAAUCGCCAAGGACCAAAGUAACGAACAGCAACACGCAAACGGACUUAUAAGCACCAUCAACCCAGUGGAUGGGAUCUACCAGCCCCCUCUGGCUACCCCUGUAGACAACACCACGAUGCCAACACAGACCACACUACCCACAGACGCUUCUCAGGUGUGUAAAUCAGACCAACGACCCUCCACGUUACCCGUUGGUCCCGUCGUCACAGUGAUGGGCAGUCUGCAGACCCCAACUCCCAACAGCACAGGGAGUGGCCCCUCAGGCCCCAGCAGCGGCGUCGCCUCCCCAGCUCACAUCCCCAUCCCCUCGCACUCUGUGCCAGACUUCUCCUAUUCCUCCAGCGAGGAUGAGUUCUACGACGCUGAUGAGUUUUACCAGAGCAGCACUUCCCCCAAACACUGCAUAGAUCCCUCAGGGCCUCCAGCUGCCUCGUCCCUUACUAAUGAAGGAACGGCUAUGAAACGACCAGACACCACAGAGUCCCUCAACUCAUCCAUGUCCAACGGCACCACAGAUGCAGAUCCGUUUGACAGCCACGAUGACCGUGAUGAUGACCCCGAGGGCGAGUCUGUGGAGGAGCACAAGAGCGUCAUCAUGCACCUUCUCUCUCAAGUUCGUUUGGGCAUGGACCUCACAAAGGUGGUCCUGCCUACCUUCAUCUUAGAAAGGAGAUCUUUGUUAGAAAUGUACGCGGACUUCUUUGCACAUCCAGACCUGUUUGUAAGUAUCGCUGAGCAGCCGGAGCCCCGGGAGCGCAUGGUGAAUGUGGUAAAGUGGUACCUGUCAGCUUUCCAUGCAGGGAGGAAAGGUUCAGUGGCCAAGAAACCUUACAACCCCAUCCUGGGAGAAGUCUUCUACUGCCACUGGGAUCUGCCUUGUGAAACAGAAGAGCCUCCCCCGCACACGGAGACGGUAUCAGACGGCCCAGUUCCCUGGUCCUCAGCCAACAGUGUGCGUUUUGUGGCAGAGCAGGUCUCUCACCACCCACCCAUUUCUGCAUUCUACGCAGAGUGUUUAAGUAAGAAAAUCCAGUUCAACGCUCAUAUCUGGACUAAGUCCAAGUUCUUAGGCAUGUCCAUUGGUGUCCACAAUAUUGGCCAAGGUUGUGUGUCGUGUUUGGAGCACGAUGAACAUUACAUCCUCACCUUCCCCAACGGAUAUGGCAGGUCGAUUCUGACUGUGCCGUGGGUGGAGCUGGGCGGGGAGUGCAACAUCUCCUGCUCCAAGUCGGGCUACAGCGCUAACAUUGUGUUCCACACCAAACCCUUCUACGGAGGGAAAAAGCACAGGAUCACAGCCGAGAUUUUUCCACCUAAUGACAAGAAGUCUUUCUGCUCCAUUGAAGGAGAGUGGAACGGAGUGAUGUAUGCCAAGUGGGCAACUGGAGAGAACACAGUGUUCAUUGACACUAAGCGGUUGGGCAUCAUUAAGAAGAAAGUAAGAAAGCUGGAAGACCAGCUGGACUAUGAGUCCCGGAGAUUGUGGAGAGACGUGACGUUGAACCUGAAGCUGAAAGACAUCGAUUCAGCAACAGAAGCCAAACACCGGCUGGAGGAGAAACAGAGGGCCGAAGCCAGGGAGAGGAAGGAGAACGAGCAGCAGUGGGAGACCAGGCUAUUCCACGAGGACGGGGAGUGCUGGGUCUACGACGAGCCUCUAUUAAAGAGAUUAGCCUCUCAGAGGCACUGAGAAGACUGCGUGCACUCUGAUACACACACACAUAUGCAUAAAUAAAUGCACACACAACAGAGUCUUCAUAAGAACUCUUUUGCAAAACCACUUCUUUUCCAGGCCUUGGAAUGACUGAUGAUUGAAUAUGUACACAGCUUUGCAUUUGACUGUAAAAUAACAAUAUGGAAGUUAAUGAAAUCGAAUGGAAAAGCAAGAUGUAACAUGAAAAUUAGUAAAGGUCCUCUCCCUGUUUGGGCAAUCUCACUUCCACGUCCACUGACACCCGCCAACAUGAGACUCGGCAGCGCAGAGUGGAGACGGGGAGGGUUCGACGUCCUCCAACUCUGUCCGUCUGCUUCACGACCACACCCUACAUCAGCUCCACAGGACGAGCCAGAGCAGUUUCCCUACACUAAUGGUUUUUUGGAGGAGGAGGGCGAGGGAUGUGUGGUUGAUGGUGUUCAAAUCGGAUAAAUCUUAACAAAUAAAAACGGCGCUCUACAUCUCAGGGAAUCUGGUGACUGAGGAAAGAAAGCUGCUGCCCCCUCUACGAGUCUUGACAGCCUUAUAAUAGUGGAAUGGACGAAUCUUAAAGGGCCAGGGGAGAAAUUCUCCACUUGCCUGCAACCAGUUGUAACUGUUGUUUAUAUAUAGAUAUACAUAUGAUGGAUAUAUAAAUAUAUAUUCUUUUUUUAUUUUCAAUGCUCUUUUUGUUUAUUUUCCUUUCCUGCAAUAGUGUAAAAAAUAUUUGAGGAUAUGAACUUGAUGGCUUUACAUCUUUAGGAAUCAUUCCAUUUUCCCUUUUGAUGUUUUGUUUCCCAUUUCAAGUUGACUUUGCCACCUAUUUGGGUCCUUCACACUGUUCUGUGUCUCAAGUGUUAUCCAGAAGAAAAGCCCUGCAUAAGCCAUAGCAUCUAAACACUGAUUUGAUAGAUUUGUGAAAUAUAUGCAAUGUAGAGAUCAUUGACAUUACCUGUCAAAGGACAAUUUUUGGUGUCCAUUAUGCCAAAAAGGUUUAGAUAAAAGGCUUAAGGGACUUUGAUCUGGGCAGAGAACAAACGACCCUCUGAAGAGGUUUCCAUGUUACCUGAAGGCAUUUAUGAACAAAUGAUUGUUUACAUAUUUUUGUCUUUCUGAAUCGCUGGUCCGCGAUGAGGACCGAAGCCUCCCCUUUUUGUUCUGCACAAUACCUUUGCUUUCCAAACCCAUAGAUGACAAGAGUGGCUCGCCUUCAUGGUUCACUCUUGUGCUGUCAGCGGGAGAGGAAAGUGAAACCUGUGUUCCACUGGUUCAGUUUUAUUGUAAAAUUAAUUUUGUUUUUUUGUCCAAUGUUUUUCAAGAUAACAACCACAUAGAGGGCAAUAUUUAUCCUACUGUACACCUCUGCUUUUUUUUUUUUUUUUUUGAUCAUCAAUCAUCAUUCUUAUUUACAGCUAUAGGUUGGAUCUCAAUGCAAUGAUAUUUGGAUGAAAUGUAGAAAUAAACAAUUUUCACCCGAAAAUGCCCAAGAAUAUCCCUCAAUCUGGGUCCCUUGUUAUCUUUGUGUUUGACAUUGAAGAUAUGAUUAUCAUCUAUUCUAGAUAUUUGGACUGAAUGACAAGUAAACUGGUUUGAUUUUAAAUGAUUAUUCAAUGAAUGUGGUGAAGAGAAACAUAUAAGUGGUGCUGUAUGCAUAUCAAGUGAAACACCUGGUAAAGAUCUCAAUGCCUGUAGUUGCAGAUGUUAAGUUUGAUCCUUCUCUAAAGCCUCCAUAACAAAAAAGGCCUUUAGGAACAAGCCAAAUAAAAAUCAGAUUUAAAGCUAAA
Messenger RNA from Acanthopagrus latus (yellowfin seabream), 4821 nucleotides. RefSeq names its product oxysterol binding protein-like 9 (gene osbpl9). Bases 899 to 3034 code for a protein of 711 amino acids. Lineage: Eukaryota; Metazoa; Chordata; Actinopteri; Spariformes; Sparidae. The record is from RefSeq and is a predicted model, not a curated record. Gene Ontology annotation, molecular function: sterol binding. The transcript is spliced from 27 exons. Gene Ontology annotation, cellular component: intracellular membrane-bounded organelle; membrane; cytosol.